CCUUUUUAGGUGCAAAGGCUGGAAAGUGUGACAAGUUAGAUGUAUUCUAAAGAAGAAUAGGUGAAAAACGAUUUGAGGCCAAAUUGGGGGAGAACAUGCUGAAUCAUUAAUAAGAAAUUUACGCACAGCAAUUGGAAACAAUAAUGCUUGAACGAUCAGUUACAAAGCCAACUUAACUUGCCCAGUGAAUCAUAAAAACAAGGAACCAUUCAAGGGCAGAAUGCAUGCUGACGCUGAGUGAUCCAAGAAAACUACCAAAAGAUGGAAUCUAUGUGUGACUAGGAAGAUCAGCUGGGAGGUACUGUGAUGUUAUAAAGAAACUGUAAUCUAAUCCAGGUCCCAUCCGACAAGAUCAAAGCUGCAAGAGAAUGGACAGUGAGGUACAGAGAGAUGGAAGGAUCUUGGAUUUGAUUGACGAUGCUUGGCGAGAAGACAAGCUGCCUUAUGAGGAUGUUGCAAUACCACUGAAUGAGCUCCCUGAACCUGAACAGGACAACGGAGGCACCACAGAGUCUGUUAAAGAACAAGAGAUGAAGUGGACGGACUUGGCCUUACAAUACCUCCAUGAGAAUGUUCCCCCCGUAGGAAACUGACACCUGGCUCCUUGUUCAUCGACAGCUUUUUUUUUUUAAAUACAGAUACAAAACAUUUUCUUUCCGUCUCCUAACUUAAAUCUUUUAGUGAUAGAUCAGUGCUCAAAAAUAUACAACUAAUUUUGUGGCAGCAAAAUGCAAUGUGAAAAUACUCAAAUCAGGUUGAGAAGUUGAUUGCAGUUUCUUAGGGAUGUAGAACAUCUGGCCCUUUGAACCUAAAGUUCUUCGUUGACUAGCUUGUGUUUGAACACGGUUCAUUAAACAUUUGCCUUUAAUUCUGA
Messenger RNA from Dama dama (fallow deer), 874 nucleotides. RefSeq names its product anaphase promoting complex subunit 13 (gene ANAPC13). Gene Ontology annotation, biological process: protein K11-linked ubiquitination. Lineage: Eukaryota; Metazoa; Chordata; Mammalia; Artiodactyla; Cervidae. The record is from RefSeq and is a predicted model, not a curated record. The transcript has 3 exons. Gene Ontology annotation, cellular component: anaphase-promoting complex. Bases 369 to 593 code for a protein of 74 amino acids.